Sceloporus undulatus (fence lizard) is the source of this 10960-nucleotide messenger RNA. RefSeq names its product kinesin-like protein KIF3B. Gene Ontology annotation, biological process: microtubule-based movement. Bases 5295 to 7535 code for a protein of 746 amino acids. Gene Ontology annotation, molecular function: microtubule binding; microtubule motor activity; ATP binding. Lineage: Eukaryota; Metazoa; Chordata; Lepidosauria; Squamata; Phrynosomatidae. The record is from RefSeq and is a predicted model, not a curated record. The transcript has 10 exons.
UAUUUGAUGGGAUUUGAGCAGCCACAGAUUUUGGUAUCUACAGGGGUUUCUGGAACCGAACCAAGGGUCCACUGUACAUCCAAUCAACAUUGUCCUCUGUUUCUUCACCAGCUGUCAAUAGUUGGUCUGCUUCACAAAAUUCAGUUAUAUCGAUACAAGAGUAUGCUUGUGUAAAUUGACCCAUAAUAAUAAUUAUUACUCCUGAUUUCUGUCCUUACAGUUAUGAGAACAGAUUAAAACCUCCCUUCACUUAGGGCAAAGAAUUGCCUUCUGCCCAGUGACACCACUGACCCAUCUCACUCAAUAGCAUCUGUUUUGGAUGGUAGCAAGUAUCCAAACUUUAAUAUAUAAAUCUUGCUCAUCCCUGCUUCUGGAGCUCCUGUAAUUGGAAUUAGUUGGAAUUCUCUGAUUCUAUGAAUAUGUACAUUUAGUGAAGGAAAUAUUUUUUGUUAGCCAGGGAGAUGAAUAACUGCGUUCCAAAGAGGUUUUUUAAACUAGACAUCACUUCUACUGUCAAAUUACUCAUGGGAGAGUGUGCCAAAGGGUAGAGGUCACCUGCUGAAUAGGGACCGUCUUUGUAAUCUUGACUGACAGUGUUCUCUUGGCUGUGGGGCAACCCAUAAGUGCUCUAGUGAAUAUCUUUGGGAAUAACUGGACUCAUACAGUGGAAGGUGGCUUGGUAAGUGUCCUGGUCCUGAGGUGGUUUAGGCUUUGUACCAGCAAAACCUCAAAUGUGGCUAUAUAUACUCGACUAUAAAUUGAAAAAUGUAUGCCCAAAAAUUGACCCUAAAAUCUGGGGUCGACUUAUAUAUGGGUCACUACAGUAAUAAUGCUUACCUUAUAUACUCAACUAUAAGUCGACCUCAUGUAUACGUCGAGGUCAUGUUUUGGGGCCAAAAUUAUGGAUUUUGCCAUGACCAUGGAUAGGUUGAGGGAAUUUUACUUCUUCUCUGCUCCAAUAAAGUGUCUCCUGGAACUUCUAGGAAGACAUGCAGUCGGUUCUCCAUAUCCAUGAAUUCUGUGUCCACCAAUUCAACCAUCCAUGGCUUGAAAAUAUUUAAAAAUAUAUAUGCAUUUCACAAAGCAAACCUUGAUUUUGCUAUUUUAUGUAAGCGACACUAUUUUACUGUUCCAUUGUAUUUAAUGGGGGCUCCUUUAGUGUGUGUAUGGCAAGAGAGACUCUCAUUGAAGCUUUUUGCUUCAUCGUUUCAGCCAGAUGUCUGGGCGGGAGAUGAACUCUUAAACAAACAGCAAUAUCAACCAGUCACCAGGUCUCUUUCAGCUUGGCGCAAGAGAGAAAUAAACUCCUCUCUGCACCACAUGGGGAAAUCCGAAAGAGCUGCUAUCACAUCAUCAUAGUGACCCAUAAAUACGUUGACCUGGCAUUUGAGGGUCAAUUUUUGGACAUAGGUUUUUUGACUUAUAGAGGAGUAUAUGCGGUAAGUCCUGAAAGAGGUCAUGCCCUGAUGCCCCGCUCUACCUGUCUUGGCAGUGUUUUCCUGCCCAGGCAGGAGUAUGUGUGUGAAAGAGGUGAUUUUCAUCCACUUCUAAAUCAAAUGUUAAAACCUUUUCUCCCCGUUUUUCUCUGGAUUUCCUCUGACCAGGGAUCAUUCCAUUUCCCUCCAUUUCCUUCCUUCUCAACCUGAUGUUCAAACCUUCUCCCCUAAAUUCUAACCUCGUCUUAUCUACAGGUCACAUCAAAAUCCAUGAUUUUGGCCCUAAAACCUUCCCUUGACUUAUACAUGAGAUCAAGUGCUACAAACAGCAAAGGUUGUUUGCAAUUAAAUUAAGUCAACUGUCAGGAGAAUGGAGGUAACGGAGGAACCCUGUCCUUCCCACUAGGCUCAGGCAAAAGCAAGCUGCUGCACCCUCUUCUAGCUUGUGUGUGCUUCCUUAUUAAUAAUAGGCAUUUAAAACAGAAGGCUUUUAAAGACUGGGCUGGGUGUUGUAUUCUUUUAAACACUUUUGACUCUUUAACGAUAUUCUUUUAUAUGCAGUCUGUUUUAAUAUUGUAAUAAUUUAAUUCUAUUUUAAUGCAACACUUUUCUAUGUUUUUAAUUGCAUUGUUUUUAAUCUUGUAAGCCUGAGUCCCAGUUUUGAGGAAAGGGUAGGAUAACAACAACAACAACAAGUUGUACACAGGGAUAUAUGGUAAUAAGCAACCGGUGUAAUUCUUUCAGUACAGGUGUAAUAUGUCCAUAGGUCAGUACACCAGUAAGUAUCCUAGUUGCUGCAUCCUGCUUUAGCAGUAGCUUUUCAAACCAAGGGCCUCUCACAUAUACAGUACAGUAGCCAUGCAGUUACUUACCAGUGCAUGAAUUGUUGUAGCCAGGCAAGCCCUGUGUAGUGAAAGACUUAGUUGGUGCACCAGCUAAAGCUGGUAAUGGAUGUUCCAUGCCACUGAGAUCAUCUGGGCAUUCAGUGAUAGAAAUGGAUCUAGGACUAUCCCAAACUAUGGCGCCUGUAUCCUUAUGUGGACUAUAACGCCAUUUAGAAUAACUAAACAACCUAAAUCCUGAACCUGGGAAAGUCCAGUCACACAAUCUCUGUUUCAGCAGGAUUCAUUUUCGUUCUGCUAAUCUUUAUCCAGCUCGUAAUUGCAUUUAGGUGCUGAGUCAGAGUGUUUUUGGCUUCUCUUCAUUCAGAUGUUACAGAGAAGUAGAAUUGGGUGCCAUACACUGAUGACACCUUGCUCCAUAUCACCUAAUGAAUGGUCCUAACAGCUUUGGCUGCAUCUACACUGCCCAAUUAUAGCAGUCUGAUACUGUUUAACUAUAAUGGCUCUAUCCUAUAGAACCCUGAGCUUUGUAGUUUGAUGAGGAACUUCAGAAUUCUCUACUACACUUCCCUUAGCUAUAAUAUUGUUCUGUUCUAAAGUAGCUAAAGUGGUAUCAAAGUGCUAUAAUUGUUGUAGUAUGGAUACAGCCUUCGUAUAGCUAUGAAACAACAAAGGAGAAUGUCCUGUAGCUCUCCAUUGUUCAGCAGCCAUAGGACUAGGGUACAUUCAACCAGUGUUCUUAUCUGGGAUUAAUCACACAGAUAGGAGCCAGUCCACCUUAAAACCCUGUCCCUGCCUCACAGAGAUGGUCCAGAAUGAUGCUGUGGCCAGGGGCAUGAAAAAUUGCUGGAGAUCUAAAAGGAGCAAAAGAACCACAAUUUUUCUCACUUGAUGGCAUAUUUUGUAAAGAAAACCCACUCCUUACCCAACCUUAUUCUUAGUAUUAUACAGCAUGGAACAUGUUAAUUUUUGAGGUGGGAUUAGUAGUCCAAUGAGAAUUUUAAAUCCCCCUCUCUAAACUGCUAGUUCCAUGAUUCCAUAGGAUGGAACCAUGGCAGUUAAAGUGGGAUCAUAGUGUUAUAAUUCUGUAGUGCGAAUGGGCCUCAGGUCUACCCUCUGAGGAGGCCUUUCACAUUAAUCCUUAGUCAUUGCAGAGAGCUGCCCUGUGACAGGGAUUACCCCUAAUUACUAAGGUAUUACAACUCGCUGUACUCAGUACCUGUUCUGGCCAGAGUUCAGGGAUACCUGCACCCAUGCUUACCAACAUGUUGUAAGGUUAAGCCUUGCACUGAGGGAAAAUGCCAUAUUGGUGAGACAUUGAUAAAACUAAGUUCCACUUGUGGACUAGUUUAGUAGUGUGAGUCAGUGCAGUUCUUCUGUUGGCUACUGUCUUUGUCCUGUUCUGGCUGCCUGUUUCCCUGCAGGACAUGAAGCAAGGCUUGGAAAGACUUAAGACCACGAGUUCUCAAGCAGUUUAUGCCGCCAAGCUUUUGCACACUGACAUGGGUGCUGUAUACGGUUAUUUUAUAGGAGUUUUUUUAAAAAGAAUUUAAAAUUUUAAUAAUGUAAUGAUUUUAAUCUUUUGAAAUUGUUUAAUUGCUUUUUAAACGUCGUAUUUUUAAUCUUUCAUACUGUUUUAACUUAGAUUGUUUUAAAUUUUGUUAGCCAUCUUGAGUCCUUAUACUGGGAGGUAGGUGUCAUAUAAAUAAAUAGAAUAAUAAGAAUAAGAAUAAGAAUGAUGAUGAUGAUGAUGUAGCCCUGUAUUUUUGUGGGGGAUCCAUUCCAGACACAAAAACAGAAGAUCGCUGAUAUUCAAGCCAAAAUUGCCGAUAUUCAAGCCAAUAUUGAAUGGCGGCGUGUCCCCCAUUUUGUCCCCCUCCAUUUGCCUCCCGCGAACAGGUGAGGUACCAAGUCUGUGAAAACAGAGGGGCGACUGUAUUAUGUCCUGGCUAAUGUUGACUGUAGAAGUUGUGAUGGAGGACCUAGAGAUCCCUCCUAAAGAGGUGUCUCUCGGUAAAAAAGUGUUUUUUAUUUGCGUUUUUUACGUUGUCACAGGGGUCCUGUGCCCCUAACCUCAGCAAAUAUGGAGGGCCCACUGUAUAUGCCUUCAAGUCACUUUCUGAACUUCAUAAUGUUUCUUGGGGGUUUUCUUAGGCAAGGAGUAUUCAGAGUGGUGUUUGCCAGUCCCUUCUGCUGAAAUAUAGCCUACAGCCCAUUAUUUGGGAUGGAGGGGAAGGGGAAGGGAGGGGGCAUCAAGGAGACUCUGUUCUUCUUGCCAGCAUUGUUCUGGCCAGAGUUUGCAGUUUCCUGGCAACCAUAAGUCCCUUUUAGGUUUUAUUAUGCUGUUAAUUAAGACUAAUGAAGAUGACUUUAAACUGUUUUAAGGGUGAAGAAAGGGAAAGGCAUUAUUAGGGCAGCUUUCCAGAGUCUAAUGUUUAAGAGAUCAUGGUCAACCUACUAAAUCUCUGUGCCUCUUUCUUUUGGCAUCCUUUGCAAGGGGUCCUUGUUCUGAAUAAUGCGGUGGUGGUUCUUUUGAAACUCAGCAGGUUAUCACCAUGUAACCUAGUCUUUAUGCCUGAGCUGGGAGUGUUUAUAGAUGCUGGGCUGGUUGGUGCAGUCAGGAUACAGAGUGCAAAAAGGGGCAGUGGCUGUUUUGAAACAUUGUUGGGGGCAGUGCAGUUGCAGUGUAGGUGGGAUGGGACCUGGGGCAUACGAAGAAAGAAGGGGCAAAGAAAUUCUGUAAUGAGCAGAGAUUUUACUUCCAGGUACAAAAAGCUGGCUGCAUUGAUGCUAGAUAACUAACACUACCUUCUUUCUCCACAUUUUUUUCUGUAUAUAACAGGGAUGGGAAUCAGGCGGCCCUGCAGAUGUUGUUGAAUUGCAACUGCCAGCAGCCCUGACUAGCAAAGCCAAUGUUGCAUCUGACAGCAGUUCCAAGGGAGACAUGGUUUGGAAAAAACCUUGGCCUCCUUACUUCCACUGUGAGUUGAGUUUCCCCUAGCCCCUGCCAGUUGUCAUGUCGAAGUUAAAGUGCUCAGAGUCAGUCAGAGUGGUGGUACGAUGCCGACCAAUGAACAGCAAAGAGAAAGUGGCUUCCUAUGAACAAGUGGUGGGGGUUGAUGUCAAAUUAGGGCAAGUAUCAGUGAAGAAUCCCAAGGGAACUUCUCAUGAGCUGCCAAAGACAUUCACCUUUGAUGCUGUUUAUGACUGGAAUUCAAAACAGUUUGAACUCUAUGAUGAGACCUUCCGGCCUCUGGUGGACUCAGUGCUGCAGGGGUUCAAUGGAACCAUUUUUGCCUAUGGGCAAACUGGGACGGGGAAAACAUACACGAUGGAAGGACUGCGUGGUGAUCCUGAGAAGCGAGGGGUCAUCCCCAAUUCCUUUGAUCACAUCUUCACACACAUCUCCAGGUCUCAGAACCAGCAGUAUCUGGUAAGGGCUUCCUAUUUGGAGAUCUACCAAGAAGAAAUCAGGGACUUGUUAUCAAAAGAUCAGUCCAAGAGACUCGAGCUGAAGGAGAGGCCGGACACAGGAGUGUAUGUAAAAGAUUUGUCCUCUUUUGUCACAAAGAGCGUGAAGGAAAUAGAGCACGUUAUGAACGUGGGGAACCAGAACCGCUCAGUGGGGGCCACCAAUAUGAACGAGCACAGCUCCCGCUCCCACGCCAUUUUUGUCAUCACUAUUGAAUGCAGCGAAGUUGGGCUUGAUGGGGAGAACCACAUACGUGUAGGGAAACUUAACCUGGUGGACCUUGCAGGCAGUGAGCGUCAGUCUAAAACUGGGGCCCAAGGAGAGAGAUUGAAAGAAGCAACCAAAAUUAACCUCUCCCUCUCGGCUCUGGGCAAUGUCAUAUCUGCCCUCGUGGACGGCAAAAGCACUCACAUUCCCUAUCGGGACUCAAAACUGACUAGGCUCCUUCAGGACUCAUUAGGUGGCAAUGCCAAGACUGUGAUGGUGGCUAACAUUGGCCCCGCCUCAUAUAAUGUGGAUGAGACCCUCACCACUUUGCGAUAUGCCAACCGUGCCAAAAACAUCAAGAACAAACCAAGAGUGAACGAAGAUCCCAAGGAUGCCCUGCUGCGGGAGUUUCAAGAGGAAAUUGCACGGCUCAAGGCUCAGCUGGAGAGACGGUCUGUUGGCAAGAGGAAGAAGAAAGAUCAGAGGAGGGAGGGAGGUGUUGGUGCAGGGGAUGAGGAAGAGGAGGAGGAUGAGGAUGGGGAAGAUGGUGAAGAAGAAAGGGGCAACAAAGAUGAUUAUUGGAAAGAGCAACAGGAAAGGCUGGAGGUAGAGAAAAGGGCGAUCCUAGAGGAUCACAGCUUGGUUGCCGAGGAGAAGAUGAGGUUGCUCAAGGAGAAGGAGAAGAAGAUGGAAGAUCUGAAACGCGAGAAAGAAGCAGCUGAAAAAUUGGGGGCCAAAAUCAAGGCAAUGGAAAGCAAACUGCUUGUAGGAGGGAAAAAUAUUGUUGAUCACACAAAUGAGCAGCAGAAGAUCUUGGAACAAAAGCGGCAAGAGAUUGCUGAGCAGAAACGACGGGAACGAGAAAUUCAACAGCAGAUGGAAAGCAGAGACGAAGAGACCCUGGAGCUGAAGGAGACAUAUAGCUCCCUGCAGCAAGAAGUGGACAUUAAAACUAAAAAACUGAAAAAACUGUUUUCUAAGCUGCAGGCUGUGAAGGCUGAAAUCCAUGACCUUCAAGAAGAACACAUCAAAGAACGGCAAGAAUUGGAGCAGACCCAGAAUGAGCUCACACGGGAAUUGAAGCUAAAACACCUGAUUAUUGAAAAUUUUAUUCCUUUGGAAGAGAAAAACAAGAUUAUGAACAGAUCUUUCUUUGAUGAGGAAGAAGACCAGUGGAAACUGCACCCUAUCACCCGCUUGGAGAAUCAACAGAUGAUGAAAAGGCCAGUGUCAGCAGUGGGAUACAAGAGACCCCUGAGCCAACACGCUCGGAUGUCCAUGAUGGUCCGACCAGAGACCCGAUACAGGGCAGAAAACAUUGUGCUUUUGGAACUGGAUAUGCCUAGCCGGACGACCAGAGACUAUGAAGGCCCAGCCAUCGCUCCUAAAGUCCAGGCAGCGUUGGAAGCAGCUUUGCAGGAUGAAGAUGAGAUUCAAGUGGAUGCUUCUACUUUUGAGAGUACUUCGAACAAGAAAUCAAAAUCCAGGCCGAAAACUGGAAAGAAAACUGGAGGCUCUUCCUCCAGCAGCUCAGGCCCUCAGCUCUACCCUCAGUCCCGUGGGCUGGUCCCCAAGUAACGCCAGCAGUUCCUUCUUAUCAGGGCCCGGGUAACGUUUUGCCUUUCGAGAACCGAGGCAAAUAAGAACCAAGGGGAACUGAUGGCCAAACUCACCAAGGAUUCCUUUGGAACUGAAGCAGUGCCCUUCCCGCUCUGGAACUGAACUAAUGGUUGUUGAGCAGGGUGAGUUCCAGGUGGACCUCUCUGCCCUGCAUGAUGCGAUUUAUUUUCUCCUUGGCAAUUUCUACGAGGAAAAGAGACGUUAGUUAAGGAAUCAGAAAUGCAUGAGGUAUAUUAGUAUGUGUUAGAAGCAGUGAGAACCAUGACAGGGAGGGCAGUCCCCUCACCACAUUUGCCCCCUCCUCUCCCUCCCUUUACGCUGCUCUUGCUGCACUUGGCUCUUUAGGACUGGAGCCAAAGGUCAUCUCAGCAGGACUGACUCUGUGGGACUUCUUGAUGUUAACAAAGCUAGAGAGGUUGAGAAGAGGAUUUACCCAGCCAUGGCAGAUCAUAACUGUUGGUUCCCCCCCCCCCUCCUGGCACUAUUUCUCCCCCUCUUUUGGAGGGUUAAGGUGGGGAUGUCUAGGAAAUGGGAAAGAAAUUAGUUUGAAAUGCAUCUCACUACUAGUUAGACAUGUUUCCUUUUAGAAAUGCAGACCAAAGGGGUUUUUUGAAACCCUGCUCUAUUUCCCUCCCUUAGAAUAAAAGCAAUAGAAACUUAAUAAAUCCUUUAUCUGUUUACAAGGAUUGGAAAGAGUUGUUCUAGGUAGUACUCUUGAGAGACCUCAGUCGGGACCAAGGAGGGGGCUACUUGUCCAAUACCAGCCACCAGUUCUAUGUUAGCAAUCUCCCUCUGCUCACCAUUCCACUUCCAGUGUGACCCACUUGACCCCUUUGCUCCGGGUGUAUUCUCAAAACCAGGGCUUUAUUGCCAACCACUGUCAGCAUGGCAGGUGUGAAUCCUUGAGACCUGGUUCUCAUUUCUCUCAUUGAAAAGGAUGGACAUGAAACAGUUACAGGAUCAUGCUGUUCUAACAACGACAGAAUGUUCUUUUGGAAACAGAGAGUGGUUUUUGACCAGAGUUGCCUCUUCUUCUCAUCCUGUCCUAACUGUUAAGAUUUUUCAGUAUUUUGAGCCAUGAAUCCACCCCGUGGGAUGGAGAUGGGGUUAGAUUUGAGUAGAGUUUGAGUAGAGUUUGGAGGGGAAAGGACUGUGCCAGCUUCAGAGGAUGCGGCUUGAACCAGAGCUCCUCUUUUAGAAAGACUCUGAAGUUCAGAGCUGCCCUAUGAGUUAGCAGGCUAGUCAACACUGUGUGGAAGGGGAGAUGCUGCUGUGCUGGGCAGUCAGAAGACAAAAGAAGAUGCCCCCUGUGUUAUCAGUUUGCAGUUAUGUUUGUAAGUUUAAAACAGUUGUAUAUUGAGUAUUCAGUUGUUAAUAUUUUUGCGGGGAGAGGGUUGAUGUUGACUAUUGUACUGUGAAUUUUUUUCCCACUGGCUUCCUAUGAAUGUCUUAACAGCCCUCCUUUUCCUAGGCCUUGCUGUGUAAGUGUGUGCGCACACAUGUAUGUCUGAAUGAAUGAGAGCUUGCUUGAUUUUAGAAAUACUCUUAAUGCAUCUGGUUUCUGCCUCCUGUCCUUGUUCAAUGUUCUCUGGGCUACCUUUCCCAAAGCGAACCUUGUCUGUGGUUUGUGACACUCCCUUGACUAAGGACACUCCAAAAGGCAUCUUGCUGGCAUGGUGCCUCAUGAAGCUGAAAGAAGCUCAGACAGGCCCUGCUGCUUUGAAUUUCUGAAGUGUGUUUGUGGAACAGGACUGGUUUGCUGUCUUUAAAAAUACUCCUUUCUGUGACAUGGAGGUGUUUGUGUGCCUCUAAGCAAGGAAGGUCUCAUUGGUCAUUGCUGUUUCAUUGCAUAGAGGGACCCUGGCAUUACUUUCCUUUUUAUUUUUGGUAAGCCAGGCUCUUCUUGAGAAAGCUUUAGCUCUCACAAUGUACAAGAACUUAUCGUUCUUAUCAAUCCCAUUUCUCUUUAACUCCCUCUGGUGUUUAAUCCCCUUUCCUUUGUUCAGAGAGAGAAAAAAGGAUUGUAUGGCUUAUGUAUUGAGGUAUAGCAGUUGUGCAUCCAAAGGAAGUAAGGUAGGCAAAUGUUCAGCUGUGUGUCUUUGGAUUCUAUUAUCCCAUUGGGCUUCUGUGGAAGAAUACAUAAUCCUGAGAACUAGACUAGCAGUUGCAUUUUAGUGUUAACAGGAAAGGCAGAUCAAUGCCUUGCUUGCUUCCAUGGAUUUGGAGAAAUCUCUCAGGAAGGAUUUGGAGGAGAUGGAAGAGAAGUUGCGAGAGCAAAAGGCUUCUUUAAUUAUAAUUCAAGACAUCAGGAAGGAGCAGACUAAACUCAGACUUUUGCAGACUUGCCCUGAUAAGCUGAUGCAUCAGACUUGCCUACUCUACCUGAGGACUGGAACAUCAGAGAGAUCCUUUAAGGCUUAGAAAAAGAAGUGUACAAUGGGCCUUCCCAGAAGAGUUGACUUGCAAAAUGUUUGCCUUGAUCUGUAUAAUUAGAUCUUAAUUCUCUUUCCCAAGCUCCGUUUAGUAAAAGAUGCUCUUGAGAUUCAGAGCCAGAUGGUACACGAUGCUAAAUACAGAGCAGUUGAAGACAUUUCUGUGGAGGCACAAAAGUUUGGAAUGCAGCUUUUAAAAUGUCACAAACACAUCCCUCCUUGACAGCUGUGAAGACAGGUAGGAGACAUUGUACAGUCUUUCCAGUACCUACCUCCCUUAACAGAUGUGGUCACUGAUAUUCAGGGAAAAAAACCUCUUAAAAACAUCUCUCUGCAGAUGUGUGUGCCCUACCUAUAGUAUUUGGCCAUUUAGCACAGAAGUCACAAUGAAGUCACACAUCUCAAAAUGUUGUUCUUUCAUCAAUAAAUAACCCUGCAGGCAAACUAGAAGAAAAGCUAAUGGGAGAGUCAAAAUCCCACGCUUGUAUGAUCCUGGCCAGCUCUGUGGGAAUUUGGAAACUUCUCAGCUAUGACUUGGUGGCUCAUCUCCAGAGCCUGUUGUAUUUAGUGCAUUUGGUCUGUCCAGCUUUCACAGCAGUGGCCCAGUCCUUGGGCAUGGCUCCUGGGCAAGGCAGUCUAAGGUUAUUGCCUCCCCCUUAGUUCCAGCAGCGCUCUCACAGGAGCCUUAUCCCUUGGAGUAAACAAAACGGGCACCACAAGUUUCCAGUGAGAUUUCUCAAUGCUUUGGGUAUACCUUGUCUGCCUACAUUGUUUUUGGUCUGUACAUAAAGAACAAACAUGUCAUAAGUUCUUCACUCUCCAUAGAUUUUACAGCUUGUAUUCAUAAUCAUUUCUCUUGUCUAGGAAUGUAAAAGUGCUCCUAAAGAAGUGUAAUAAAAAUCAAUUAGAUUUAUUGUAUGUAAAAUAAUAAUAAAGCCUCUCCUCCCCCCC